GAGGAGGAGGAAGCGGCAGCGCUGCGCCUGGAACGCCGAACGUGGGGAGCGAUGGUGACGGACUUUGAGGAGAAGCACGACGAGCUGCUAGUGCUGCUCCAGCAGAGGAACAGGAUACUGAAGCAACUCAGAAGCAAAGACCCAAGGCAGAUCAGACUGGAGCAGCUGGAACAAGGGUUCACUCUGUAUGUGAAUGGAGCUCACGCAGAAUCCAACAGCCAUCACAAGAAAGCCAUUCCCCGCAACACUUCCAGGAGAGGCAGCAGAGCAACCAAAGGAAACCAUGCCACUGCAAAUACCCUGUUAAGAGAAGAAGAUGUGCGAGGGAGGGACACACAAAGCGCACCCAGUAAAAUCCAACGCCAGGAGUGGCUCCAGAAAGCCGUGCAGAUCAAAACUGAAAGUGGGGCUAGGCUCCACGCUGCUCCUCCUACUGAAUACUCAGAGGAUUUUGAACCUUAUGAAAGCCUAGACCAGGAAGCAAAGGAGUGUGAACACAAUGGUCCUGCCCAGGCAGAACUAUGCAUGAGCAAUGAUGCUGAAAAAGGAAGGCUGCAUCCCAGCCUGGAAGAUGUGAAGGAGCUCCAUCAGAGCUUGGCGUUCACUGCUGCUCAGAACAGGAUGGAGGACAAUUUUUCAGAGGGGGAAGACACUGACUCUGUGGAGGAGGAUGUGCCUGCUGAGCCCUCCGAGACAGAAGGCACCACUGAGCCUUCCAGACAGCGCACUGAGACAUCCUUCUGUGGAUCAUCUUCUUCUCCAACCAGUGGAAGGUGCUGCAGCAUAGCAUCUGGUUCUCUGAUCACGCUGGAGUUCAAGCCAAACUGCCCAAGCCUGAAGAAGGAGCGGAGUCUCUCUGCCAAAAGGAAGGGCAGCACUGAAGCCUCCAUCCCUACCAAGCCCAUGAGCCAGGUGGCUCCUCCAUUCUCUGCUGAGUGCCAACACCAGGAAGCAUGGGAAAUUGGCCACUCCAGGCCAGUGAGCCGAUCCGAAAGGCCUCUCUCAGCAGCUCGGAAGGUUGUCUGCGAGAAGAAGGACCCGGUACACUCAGCAUCCAUGGUGCUGAAAGCUGUGCAAGCAGAAAAUGAGACCCUCAUGAAGGAGAUGCUCUCUAGGCGACUGGAGGCUGCGGCUGAAAUGCAGCGGGUCCCCUCUGUAGAGCCACCAUCCCGGCCGUCUGUGACCAUGGAUCCCUGCCAAGCUCAGGAGGAAAAAGAGGGUGCUGUUGUCUCUACUGCCAUGAAACAGAUUGGGCCGCUGGGAAACAGGCAACAGAAGAAGCUUUUGAAAGUGCUUCAAGAAACUGAGAGCCAGUCUGCCUUCUGUGGCCCUGAUGUUUUGGGCUUUGAGCAUCAAGUGCCUCAUAUUCUGGGCCAAGUGGGGUUGGAGCGGGAGGUCCAGGAUGCCAUUUACAUCACAGUGGAGAUCCUUUCCAACUGGGGGAACACAACACGAGUGGGUCUGACAGAGGUGGAGUUCUUUGACUUGCACAAUGGGAAACUGUUUGUGUCUCCUCACGACGUGGAUAUCCGACAUGCUGACUCUCCAGGAGAUCUCUCCUGCCUGGUCAACAGGAGCCUCAUGGCCAGUGGCCCCUGUUUCCCCUGGACGUGCCUUUUCCAGCCUCCGGUGCAGCUGUACUUUGUGCUCCGAAAUCCUAGCCUCUCCGGUGAUUUUGGUUUAUCCAGGAUCCGGAUUUGGAAUUACAGCACCCCUGUAGUUGGCGACCUUGACAUUGGAGCACAAAACAUCCUUGUCUACGUUGAUGGAGCCCUUGUCUUUGCUGGCAAGCUACCCAAAGGCUGUGUGAAAACCAAGAGGGAUGGCAGCGGCUGCGCCACCAUUGACCUCCCAGCAAGCCUCCCGCUCUCUCCAAAGGGGAGGGAGGGCAGAGGGUGGGCCCCUGUGGAUUGGGGCCACCAACCUGGCAGGAGGCUGUUAACUCCCGAAGCCUCCUUGCAAGAGAAUGAUGCCGAGGAAGGAGUGACCCCUGCCGGCCUUGUUGAAUUAGAGGGAGGCCCCCGAGCAGCAGCAGCAGGGUCUUCCUCUUCCACCACGCCUGAGCAGAGUGCUCCCUUGCCAGAGGCUACAGAAUCUGAGGGGUGGGAUGAUCUUCCUCUGAGCGAGCAAAUGGAAAGAAUCUCUGGGAGGAAACUCUCUCAGCUGCCCAGCUUAGUCUCCCCCACUUGGAUUCUGCCCCCUCCUGAGGCAAAAGAAAAGAGCCAGGUCUGUUCUGCCAAACUGAAACUCCCCCCCUGGCUUGAGCCGGAGCCCCCUUUGGACCUGAGAGCCCAGCUACUUUCUGAGAGCGUCUGGAGGGGCUGCCUGAAGACAGCCGAUCAGAGCCCCCAGCUCCGGCCGGCUGAGCUGGAGAGAUCCAGCAGCAAAGCUCCAGAUGUGGAUGGGAAGCUGCUGGUGGGGAUCAACCAGGAUCCCAGGGUGGAUUCGGACUUCCUGGGCCCACUGCUGCCUUACCAGCAUGGUUCUGUGGCUGAGCUAUUUCCACCAGGACAAAACCUGGGGCGCCGAGGGAGGGAAGAAUUCAGCCAGGAGUUCCUAUGUGGAGAUGAAGCCCAGUCUGACAAAGGCGAGACCCCCGCUUCCCAGAGCAGCGCUAGGCCCUCGCGAGCCAAGUGGGGCCGCAGUUCUCCGGAGCAGGCCCUGCAGGAAUCCUGGAACUCUCUCCUGAAGUUCAACCAUUUGCAUCACGGACGCAUCUCCAACCUGGACUUCCAAGGUGACAUUUUUGAUGAGUUCCUCCUCCAGCAGAAAAUUGGCCGGCAAGGAGAUCCAAGGCUCCGGAUCCCAGAGGGCGGGAAUGGCCUGGACCUGGAGGAGGGGAGCGACUUCAGAAUCCCACUCCUGCCUUACGGGCAGCACUUGAAAAUAGAGAUCCGGUCGACCUGGGGGGACAGGCACUACGUUGGCCUCAAUGGGAUUGAGCUCUUCAGCUCCAAAGGGAAACCUGUCUCCGUGGCCCAAAUCAAGGCUGACCCGCCUGACAUCAACAUCUUGCCUGCCUACGGGAAAGACCCCCGCGUGGUGAGAAAUCUGCUGGAUGGGGUGAAUCGGACACAGGACGACAUGCAUCUCUGGCUGGCCCCCUUUACCCCAGGGAAGCCCCACUACAUCUUCCUGGACUUUGCUGAGCCCUGUGAGGUGGCCAUGAUCCGUAUCUGGAACUACAACAAGUCUCGCAUCCAUUCCUUCCGGGGCAUCAAGGACAUCACCAUGCUGCUGGAUGAACAAUGCAUCUUCCAAGGGGAAAUCGCCAAGGCUUCUGGGGCACUUGCAGGAGCUCCAGAGCAGUUUGGGGACACAAUCUUGUUUACAACUGAUGAUGACAUUCUGGAGGCCAUCUUCUGUUAUGAUAAGUCCUGCGAGGAGGAAAUUGAAAGUGUCUGCAUCCUGAGGUAUGAGGAAGAGCUGAAGAGGCCAAGAACUGCCGAUGGGGAAGGGGAUGAGAGACCCUUCACGCAAGCUGGCUCCAGGACAGAAGACAAGCAGAUUCAGAAGCAAGUGACUGUACCAGGACCUGCCCCAGAGAUGGUGACCAAAGAGCCUGGCGUCUAUCUUGGAACGUGCCUUCUGCUGAACUUCACAGUUUCUUGGGGAGAUGCUCAUUAUCUUGGGCUGACAGGGCUUGAAGUCGUCGGAAAGAGUGGCCAGGCAAUCCCCAUUUCAGUGGAUCAGCUCUCUGCCUCUCCACACGAUCUGAACGAUCUUUUGGAGUACAUGGAUGAUUCCCGGACCUUAGACAAGUUAAUUGAUGGAACUAACAUCACGAUGGAGGACAACCACAUGUGGCUCAUUCCCUUCACUCCUGGGGAAGAUCACGUGGUGACUAUCAGUUUUACUCAGCCGGAGAGCAUUGCAGGGCUUCGCAUCUGGAAUUAUAAUAAGUCUCCUGAGGACACUUACCGAGGGGCAAAGGUGGCCCAUGUGUCACUGGACGGCUACUGCAUCUCACCCCCAGAGGGCUUCCUCAUCCGCAAGGGUCCUGGCAACUGCCACUUCGACUUUGCUCAGGAAAUCCUCUUUGUUGACUACCUGGCCGGCCCUCCUGCUGUGCCAGCGUGUGAGCGGACAGAAACAAAGAAGGUGGAACAAGCCAGCAUGGAUUAUGAAGCUCCGUUGAUGCCCUGCGGCUUCAUUUUCCAGUUCCAGCUUCUAACCAGUUGGGGUGAUCCUUAUUACAUCGGUCUGAAUGGACUUGAGCUGUACAACGAGUGUGGAGAGAAGAUUCUUCUCAGUGAGAACAACAUUGCGACUUUCCCAGACAGCGUCAACAUCUUGGACGGGGUCUGUGGGGACAUCCGCACUCCAGACAAGCUCAUUGAUGGGGUGAAUGAUUCUAAUGAUGGGAGGCACAUGUGGCUUGCCCCCAUUCUUCCUGGAUUGGUGAAUCGAGUUUAUGUUAUCUUUGACAUGCCCACCACUGUCUCCAUGAUCAAGCUGUGGAAUUAUGCAAAAACUCCCCCACGAGGAGUUAAAGAAUUUGGACUCCUGGUCGAUGACUUGCUGGUGUACAACGGUAUCCUGGAGGUCGUAGGCCAUCUAGUCCAGGGCAUUCUGCCCACCUGUGACCCUGUGGUCCCAUAUCACACCAUUCUUUUCACAGACGAUGAGAAGAUUUGCCAUCGGGAGAGGAGCACCGUUAUCAGAAACUACAUAGAGGAUCAGGAUGUGCGGCUGAUGAAUGAAAACCAGGUCAUUUCUUCCUCCCGAAAGAAACGGGUGGCAGCUGACCCAGCUCUGCGCCCCAAGACCUGCAUUCGGGACAAGGAAUUGCUGCGAAGGGUCAGGCAGUGAUGAGAGAAGAUGGCUAGCAUCCCUCCCUUGCUAGCCUUUGGCUGCUUUACAGAACUUGAGAGGGGCGCUGCUUUGAGACCUGAUGGCACUCAACUCUCAGAGGAAGGCAUUGUCUGGGAUGGAGAAAGACCUUUGCCACAGGUGGGAGUGAAGGGGGGGCCAUCAGGGCAGCCCCCUCUCCAGCUGCAGCAGCGCCAUUAAACCUCUUUGCUGACUGGAGGCCCUGCUCGCUUCUGCCUUGCCCCCCCUUGGCUCCAGCCAAAGCCAGCAAAGUGUGGGGCCCUGCUAUGCCGGGAGGCGGCAGGCUGGGGAAGAGGCUCCCUGCUCCUCAGCCAUGGGCACGGGGGUGGUUGGCAUGGAUAGCCAGUGGGGUGGGGAGCACCAGGCGCCUGUUGGCUCUCCUCACGGACACAUACUCCCUACCCCACCCACACUUUCUGUGCAUUUGUCAGGGCUUCUGCUGCCAAUAAAUUCUGCCCUGAA
Sceloporus undulatus (fence lizard) is the source of this 5295-nucleotide messenger RNA. RefSeq names its product katanin interacting protein (gene KATNIP). NCBI's taxonomy places the organism in Eukaryota, Metazoa, Chordata, Lepidosauria, Squamata, Phrynosomatidae. The coding region runs from base 52 to 4812 and encodes 1586 amino acids. The record is from RefSeq and is a predicted model, not a curated record. The transcript has 27 exons.